This is a messenger RNA of Panicum virgatum (switchgrass), 1880 nucleotides long. RefSeq names its product translation initiation factor IF-2-like. The record is from RefSeq and is a predicted model, not a curated record. Bases 225 to 1421 code for a protein of 398 amino acids. The transcript has 5 exons. Lineage: Eukaryota; Viridiplantae; Streptophyta; Magnoliopsida; Poales; Poaceae.
UCAGGCUCUGCUCCCCUCCGCCAUUGCUGUGCUCUCUCCGUCUCCCCGCUCCUCUCUGUUCUCGCUGUCAGAUUUCGCAAGCACCUUCGCUCCGUGCGAUCUGUUCUCGGCCUCGUCGGCCCAGAUGGUUGAUCUGUAGAGCGAGGCACCGGGGUUGCAGGGGACGGAGUGCGCGCACGAUUGUAGAACCAGGAGCGGAAGGAGGAGCGGAGGACGCCGAUUCGAUGCGUGGCUCCGCGGAGGUCGUUGCGGUUGCUCGGGACGUGGCGGCGUCCAGCCCGUCGAAGCCCGCCCCGGCAUCGGACAUGACGAGAUUCCAGAGGCCCAGCUCAGAUUGCCUCCCGCUCCCCAAUGGCAUCGCAGGCGGCAGCAGUGUUAGCGGCAGCAGGAAGCCGCCAGCCGCGCCGGUUCCGAGAUCGAGCAAGGACGACGCGGCACCCGCCGUUGCCACCGACAGCUCCCGCCUGGCGGCGUUCCUGGCCUCGACAUCGCUCGAGCCCAAGCCGCGCGCUCGCGCUCCGCAGCCGCCGGCGCAGGCCGCGCCUUCCUCGUCCCCCGCCGCCGUCGCGACCCGGAGCCCCGCGCGCGACCACGGCCACCACCAGCACUACUCCGACUUCUCCGACCCCGCCUCCCCGAGCGCCGCCGGGGUCGGCGGCGGCGGCGAGGUGCUGCUCCAGUGGGGCCAGAACAAGCGCUCGCGCGGCCGCCGCGACGCCGCGUCCGCGAGCGGCGCCUCGCCGCAGCGCCGGGCCGCCAAGAUCCAGCGCCGCUCUCCCGCGCCUGCGCCCCCGAGCGGGCCGUCCUACACCCGUGGGUCCAACCUCCGCGCCGCCUCGCCCCUCCCGCCGCGCUCCGGCGCCGGCAUCGGGACCUCCGACGGGCACCACAGCCGCGGUGCCCUCCCCCACCACCACAGAUCGGCGGCGGAGGAGCGAGCCGUGGGGAAGUCGCCGGCCUCGGCGGCGGCGGGGAAGCAGCGGCUGGCGUCGGACAAGGCGCCGCAGCAGGCGCACAAGGCGGGCCCGGGCCCGGUGAUGGGCCUGGGCGUCCCGGACCCGAAGGCGCUGCACCACCACCAGGGCGGCGGCGGGGCCCAGCAGCACCCCGGCGGCGGCGCCGGGGCGGCGUCGUCGUCGUCGAAGCCGGCGCCGAAGCUGGAGCUGCCGCGGAUCUACACCACGCUGUCGCGCAAGGAGAAGGAGGAGGACUUCAUGGCCAUGAAGGGCACCAAGCUGCCGCAGCGCCCCAAGAGGCGGCCCAAGAACGUCGAGAAGGCGGUCAAUUUCAUCUGCCCGGGGGCGUGGCUGACGGACGUGACGAGGAGCAGGUACGAGGUGCGCGAGAAGAAAUGCCCCAAGAAGCAACAGAAGAACCGGGGCCUGAAAGGGAUGGAGAGCAUGGACAGCGACUCCGACUGACCGGCGAAGCGACGACGAGGACCUGCGUUGCCGGGCUGAAGGGCGGUGGUGGCGGAGAAACUCUCGAAGUGGCGGUUUCGGAGCAAGGAAUCUGGUGGGUCAAGAGGAGGAAGGGAAGCAGCAAAAAGAAGCGGGCGAGAAGAGCAAACAAAGAGCAAACAGGCAGGCUCUCUUCCUCCCGAUAGGCUGAGGCGAAAAACCAAAAAAAAACAUUUUUUCCUUUUCAGGUUAAUCAUAGAGGCGCCGUGCUAUUGGCUCGAUUCCAUUUUGUAUAUCUCGGUGUUAGGAUGUAGCCGUCGUCUUUCUUUUCAUUCCUUUUUCCCCACCCAUUCCCUUUUGGGUGACAAUUCGGUGGUCUCGCCCGCCUUCUUGGUGGUGGGUUGUGCAUAGUGUCGGACAACCAGACUCUCAUAGUUUCAGCAAGAGGAAACAACAAGACUGUUAGUGUUGGGCCGUUUA